UUGUAGGACAGGAAAGAAAGGUUCCUGCUUUGGUGUAAAAUGGAGUUCAUUAGUAAACUCUAGAAUGAAAUUUCACUAUGAAGCAUGGGGAUUAAGGAAAAAAAAAAGGAUGUCCUUAAAGAAGCAGUUUGCGCAAGUGCUACUGUGCUAGAAGAUGAACCACUCAACAUACAAGGAUACACGAAGCGACACAGAUUUUUAACCAUCACAUAUAUUGCCAUGAUUGGCCUUCAGUUCCAAAUCAUCAUCACAUAUAUUCCCUAGAUUGGCAAAUACAAAGCAGUGUCUUGAGUUCCUUUGUGAGAGUAUUACUUUCGGUGGCAAGUGAUGGUUGUACAUAUCACUCAUACAGUCAUACCGCACAACCAAUGCAGCUACUGCCUAAUUGUAUCCCUUUGAUCACCUGGAAACCAUGGUUACCUUUUCCUGCCAACCAUCAUGAAUGCCAAGCUCCCUUGAUCAAAAUGUUUCUUCCGUGUGAUUGUCACCUUGCUACCAAGCGCGACGAAAUCAUCUUCUGGGUGGCAGGAGCCUGGCUUAUACAGAACUAAACACAGCAGUUCCUCGAAUUGGGAGGUGAUGACUUUGGAGCGUGCCACUGCCAAAGGGCAUCAAAUGCGCUGGAAGCCUGAAUCUUUCCCCAUGCGUUGCAUUUCAAGAUGGGGGUUGGCAUUAUGUACGGUAACCGUGACACCGGUUAUCACAGGCUAGAAUCCAGGUCCGUGGCUGACCCUGGCGGGGGCUCAUAGUUUGUAGCUCAUUUUUGUCCUUCUACAGAUAUUAUGUGAAAAGCCAUCAGAGAAGCGUAGGUUGGAUUUCUUUGUAUCGAGACCAAGAAAAAUGCAUCGGAGUGGUUCCAGUUUGCAGCCUCAAAUGCACUAGUUCAGUCUGCCAAUGUCCGGCCUCAAAUUGUGUACCAUGCAUGUCCCAAAGACAAAUCCACAAUCCUGAACAGACCUUAUGGUGUGAUGAGGCUGUUAAAUGAACACUGAGGCACCAAUUCACGUGCCUUGUUGCCAGACUGACAGGUAUCGUGCACUCCCCGAGUCCCAACCGGGAGCCGCCAGCUCGCCACGACCCCACUCGCCGGGUGAUCCAAGCCGGAGUCGACGCGCUCGUCCUCGACUCACCUGCCCUGCCGUGUAAUUUUCCACGACUAGCUCCCGCCCCCGCGCUCUCGGGCGCACCAUUCCCACACGCAUCCUCGAUCAGGUCAGAGUUGCCUUCCCAACCAACAACCCCAGAGGCCCGGACAAGUGCUCGUGUUCCGUUCCAGCUCCAACCCCAGCGAAGCCACCACCUCCUCCGUCUCCCUCCGGUCCGCGGCUCUCCUCGGUGCUCGCUCGUCUCGUCUCGUCCCGCCAAUCAUUUCGCUCGCUAGCUUCCAUAAUCCGUAGUUCCAUCGCAGCCGCCGCGGCACAUGACACCGCGGCCCGCCGGCUCCUCUUUCUUUCUUAUAUAGCCGCGGGUGAUGAUGAUGAUGAGGCCGCAGGGUGCUGGGCUGCUGGUUCGGUCGUCGCUGGGAGCGGGGGGAAGCGCGCGGCCGGCGACGGCGGCCAAAAUGAAGACGGCCACCUCGCUCCUCCUCGGCGCCGCGCUCGCCACCGCCUCCUUCCUCCUCUACACCUCCCUCUGCCGCGACCUCGGCGCCGCCAACGGGUCGACGCCGCAGCGGUGGGACCAUCAGCGUGGGAGGGAAGCCGAGGCGGGCGCCGCCGCUGGUGAUCGGGAGGUGCUGCACCUCAACCCCACGCAACAAGAAGGUGUCGCCAAGGAGGUGGUGGUGACGCGCAGCGAUGGCGACGGCGCAUCAAGAGAGGAGAAAGGCCGGGACACGGGGAAAAAGCAGCGACCGCAGAUUGUGAUGCCUGCGAAUUCAACUCCAACGCAGCAGCAGAAGCAGCAGCAGGAGGAGACCCCGUCCCAGGACCUCGCGGACCUGCUCCGGCGAGCUGCGACGGCGGACAAGACGGUGCUGAUGACGGCGAUCAACGAGGCGUGGGCGUCGCCGGGUUCCUUCCUGGACCUGUUCCUGGAGAGCUUCCGGCACGGCGAGGGCACGUCGGACCUGCCGCGCCACCUCCUCAUCGUGGCCAUGGACGGGAAGGCCUACGAGCGCUGCCUUGCCGUGCACCCCUUCUGCUACUGGUUCCGCGUCGCCGGCAUGGACUUCGCCGGCGAGCAGAAGUACAUGAAGGGCGACUACCUGGAGAUGAUGUGGCGGCGGAACCGGCUCCAGCAGCGCGUCCUGGAGCUCGGCUACAGCUUCCUCUUCACGGACGUGGACAUCCUCUGGUUCCGGUCCCCGUUCCCGCGCCUCCUCCCCGCCGCCGCCGGCGAGGCGCAGGUGGUGAUGUCGUCGGACUUCUUCGUCGGCAACCCGGACUCACCGGGGAACUACCCCAACGGCGGCCUCCUCUACGUCCGGUCGUCGCCGGCCGCCGUGGCGUUCUACGAGCACUGGCAGGCGUCGCGGGCGCGGUUCCCGGGGAAGCACGAGCAGUUCGUGUUCGACAGGAUCGUCAAGGAGGGGGUGCCGCCGCGGAUCGGUGCGCGGGUGCGGUUCCUGGACACGGCGGUGUUCGGGGGCUUCUGCCAGCACGGCAAGGACCUGGGCAGGGUGGCCACCAUGCACGCCAACUGCUGCGUCGGGCUGGACAACAAGCUCUUCGACCUCAGGAACGUGCUCCAGGACUGGAAGGAGUACAGGGCGCGCGUCGCCGGCGGCGGCGCGCGGGGGUUCUCGUGGAGGGUGCCCGGGAGAUGCAUACACUGAGAAUAGCUACUACAAUUGCAGUUCAUUUUUGUAAUGAGUAUAUACACAUUUGCAAAGAUCCCUUUUUUUUCUUCAGAUAGCAAAAAUUGAAAUCAAGCAGGAAUAUGCAUGAACAUUCAAGGCUACAGCCAUGGUUGAUCUA
Messenger RNA from Setaria italica (foxtail millet), 2918 nucleotides. RefSeq lists its product as uncharacterized. NCBI's taxonomy places the organism in Eukaryota, Viridiplantae, Streptophyta, Magnoliopsida, Poales, Poaceae. The record is from RefSeq and is a predicted model, not a curated record. The transcript has 3 exons. Bases 1472 to 2776 code for a protein of 434 amino acids.